AUGUUCAUCAAGUCUACUGUCUUAUUCGCUGUAAUGGCUUUGACUAGAGCCACCGUUGCAACGCCUGUAAAAAGAGUCGACCCUGCCACGACCAUCAAUGUUUGGAUUCCUGAUAGGACCAGACUCGUUUAUUCAGAUGAUAAGACCGUGGCAAUGGGACCCAAGCAGAGGGGGAAAUUCGAAUUCUUUUCAGACGAUUUUAAGAACUCUAAUGAACAAGAUCAUUCGAUUCAAUCAUUCUCUUUGGAUGUUUUCGAAAGUGAUACUUAUGCUGUCAAAUGGCACUACAAGGUGAGAUCAUACAAUUCCAUUGCGCAAUCUACUGCUUCUUACCAGUGA
Kwoniella shivajii is the source of this 339-nucleotide messenger RNA. RefSeq lists its product as uncharacterized. The transcript has a single exon. Bases 1 to 339 code for a protein of 112 amino acids. The record is from RefSeq and is a predicted model, not a curated record. NCBI's taxonomy places the organism in Eukaryota, Fungi, Basidiomycota, Tremellomycetes, Tremellales, Cryptococcaceae.